Perca fluviatilis (European perch) is the source of this 2808-nucleotide messenger RNA. RefSeq lists its product as uncharacterized. Gene Ontology annotation, cellular component: RNA polymerase III complex. Lineage: Eukaryota; Metazoa; Chordata; Actinopteri; Perciformes; Percidae. The record is from RefSeq and is a predicted model, not a curated record. The coding region runs from base 775 to 1992 and encodes 405 amino acids. The transcript has 8 exons. Gene Ontology annotation, molecular function: DNA binding. Gene Ontology annotation, biological process: transcription by RNA polymerase III.
CACAGCAGACCAACGCCGCCAUCUUGUGGGUCCACUCGUGUAGUACGUUUAAGGAAAACAAUAGCAGUGCAGUCGCUACGGAAGGAAAUUAACCUCCUAAAUCCCUUUAAAUUGGACACGUUAAACAGGUGGCAAAACGGAUCUGGUAGAAUAAUAUCACCGGUUGAACAUUUUUAACGUUUUUACUAUCUGUUUUUCUGCAACCGCUGAGUUCCGGUCAUAGACUACGACCGAGAUGUGUCCGAGAUGAAUUGUUUAUAUGCAGCCUUCAGGAAGCAUAACGUUACUGUGCACUGCAGCGAGAGCGGAUAUAGCCUACCUAACGUUAGACUUACUAAUAAUAACCAAUAAUAAUAAUAACCAACGGUAUCGGUUUGCUCAACCCAACAUGUUUGUCUGAGUGAGGGUUGUUUUGCAUUCUGGCGCAGUCUGUUUCGAUACAGCUAGUGCGAACAAAAUGGAGGGUAAUAAGUUGCUGUUAAGUUGCCCGAUGUAACGUUAUAUGGACCAGUGCAGUUUAGACUGCGUGAGUUAAUCAGCUGGUUUCUAAAUAUUUUUGUUGGACAGAGAGAGAGUAACGGACAGAUUAAGAAAUAACGUUAGAGUAAAAUCACUCCAUUAAGACGGCUUUACUUUCAAAAUAGAAGCGCAAUGGGUAACACAACUGUAACGUUAUUGAUUAUGUGCACAGUAAAAACAAGAUUUAUUGUUAUGUGAAAUCUCUUACCUACAGAUACUAAAUAAAUAGAAUAGCCUAUUAAAAGAUAACACAAAAUGAGCGACUGUAGGGAUACAGCAAGCUUCCCCGGCUCAUCCAGCCUCAGCAGCGGGACCGGGCUGAGUUUAGCCGCGGACAGAGCACUCCCUGGGCGGGUCAGGAGUGUGUCCUCCCCCACUCCUCCUGGAAGACUGACGUCCCUCAGAACCAGGGACCUGACACUGGGGGGAGUCUUCAAAAAAUCAAAGAAAACUUUUGAGCCAAAUGUCCAUGCUGUGAGGAAAAGCAAAGAUGAGUUAAAGGAAGAGAUCCGUGUGACUCCAAAAAAGGAGAGAAGAGAGAGGGAUGAGAGGAGGAGAGAGAACAGAGGGAGGAGGAGAGAGAGGCCUCAGACUAUCCAGUCUCACUCCAUCUUUGAGCAGGGUCCUGCCGACACCGUACGCAAAACAGGCUUGCGUGGUGCUAUAGACCUGCAUGACUCCACCACCUCUCCUGUCUGUAAACUGGUGAAGAAAGAAAGGAAAGACUCGGAGGAGGAUGAAGAUGAGAUACUCAGUAAACUACAGAGAGAUGAUUUCAUAGAUGAUCCCGGGCUGAGGAAUGAUGACAAGCUGAAACCCAUCCAGCUGCCUCUGUGUCAGUCCAGUAGCUUCAAUAAGAGACGAACACUGCCAACCACCACAACAUGUGCAGAGAACCCUCCUCUGUUCAGACCUCCGUCCUGUAGGCCUCAGAGUAGAGCAGGCCUCAGCAGAACAGAGGUGCCCAAAUCAGAGCCGCCAUCUUUGGUAGAACUGCUGCAGGAUAUCAGCCUGUCUGGCAGAGAGGAGCUCUUCUUCAUGCAGUUACCUGACAGUAUGCCGGGCAGAGCGUCUGGACAGAAGGUUGACCCCCCUCAAGGAUCUACAGCAGAGAAACCUACCAAGAAGGAAGGCAAGCCUGAAGACAAGAGGCCUUCACAUCUACAAGCACAAGAGGCUGCGGUGAAGGAGGGCUGCCCGGUACUUUCCCAACUCCCAGAAGGAUUUUUGGGUAAACUGCAGAUCAGGAAGUCAGGAAAGGUGGAGCUGAAGCUGGGUCACAUUGUCCUGGACGUCUCUGAGGGCGCUGCGUUCUCCUUCCUGCAGGUAGAGCAACUGGUGUCUGUGCGUCUGUCUGAUGGCCGAACUGGAGACAUGAUGGUGUUAGGCAACGUCCACCACAAACUGGUCUUAUCUCCUGACUUCCAGGCUUUACUGAGACAAGCUGCACCGCAGCAGGGACAAGGACCCUGAUCAUCUCUCAGCCACUCACAGAAAGCCAACCCAGCUGAGAGGCACAGACCUUUAUUUUCAUUUGUUUGAAUUGUGUGGGUUUUUUACCCCACCAAGUGAUCACUGUGGAGGAAAUGUAUAUUCUCCAUACCUCUCCUCUGAGGUUUUAAGGCAGCUAUGUAGGUUACCCUCAGUAACCUGUUUUCUUUGAUAAUUUUUAUGCUAUGGUUUAGUUUUGUAAAUUUUGAACAUCCACGUGUUAGAUUUUUUGAGAGGUGCAGCGUGAUUUACUCUUCUGCGUCAAAUCUACGGUGUGGCUACGUACGCAGGUACAUGGAGAGACGACCCUCGUUGGACCCUACGCCGUAGAUUUGACGCAGAAGAAUAAAUCAAGCUUAAGACUGACUGAACAACAGCAAAACACCCCCCCAGCUAUGACGCCCAGAGAAAGAUCAAGGACGACCUUCACAUCCGACAUCAGGGACCAUCUUUGAACAGAGACAGGCUGAAGUUCUAGUCAUUGGUCUGACUGUGUUUUUAACUUACAGAUGCUUUGAUAACUCCAUUUUCAUAACUGUGCUUCUUUAUUAAUCCCUCUAGACCGGUUUCUCACCAUGUGUGUAAUGUUUUGGGUUCAGUAGACAAAAUGGUGCAAAGCAAAUGUACCUUCUUAGACUGCUUAAAGGCAGGGUUGGUAAUGUUGAAAGUAGCAUCCCCUGCUGCGUGCCGUGUCCGUUUAUAUUUGGGCUCCCAUGGUAACAGGUUAGAGCUUACACACUGCCUGCGUGACACGCACGCUCGAGCUGCGCCCAAGACGCGUGCCUGCUAGAAAUAGGA